Messenger RNA from Aspergillus fijiensis CBS 313.89, 501 nucleotides. RefSeq lists its product as uncharacterized. The transcript has 5 exons. Lineage: Eukaryota; Fungi; Ascomycota; Eurotiomycetes; Eurotiales; Aspergillaceae. Bases 1 to 501 code for a protein of 166 amino acids. The record is from RefSeq and is a predicted model, not a curated record.
AUGGUUAAAUGGCCCAAAUCGGUGGUGUCACAUUUCAGUUCCAGUAAGGAUCACAGGGCGAAACAAGGAGUCAAGGGAGAAUCUAAACCAGAUUGCGACAACUUGAUGAUGACAACAAGGCCUUGCGAUAGCGGAACAUGCUUUGGAGAUAUUGUUUUGGCGUCCAAUAUAUCACUCUUCUUGACCAAUAGUCCACUUGCUCCAGCCAAAGCGACGCCUGCCGGGAGGCUCGUGCAAAUUCAGCCAAUGUCGGGUUUGACAUGGUCGAUGAUAAGAAGAUGGUUUCGAGACCCAAGUCAGGAGUCACUGGCUGCAAGCAGCCGCAACCCCGCGAGCACCUUGCGGACUGCAACUCUGGACCACAGCGGUAUUUUCACCAUAUUUGGAAAUGACAACAUGUACACGAUCUCUUUCGAUCGCAGAAUCGCAGAAUCGCAGAAUCGGAGGACUCUUGUGGCUUCAUGGUUCAAAGCUUCAUUUGACCGCAAGAAAGGGGAAUAA